Molecule: messenger RNA, 913 nt
Organism: Carassius gibelio (silver crucian carp)
Lineage: Eukaryota; Metazoa; Chordata; Actinopteri; Cypriniformes; Cyprinidae
Gene: knstrn
Product: kinetochore localized astrin (SPAG5) binding protein
Exons: 8
Coding region: 165-767 (200 amino acids)
Biological process (GO): spindle organization; mitotic sister chromatid segregation; regulation of attachment of spindle microtubules to kinetochore
Cellular component (GO): mitotic spindle; kinetochore; centriolar satellite
Source: RefSeq, a predicted model, not a curated record
UCAUUUUCAACAUUUUCAACAAAUCUCAGUCUAAGAGGAUUUGGAAAGGAGGCGGAAAUGACGUUGUUUAUUUUGAAAAUUCAUGGCGCUGAAUCAAAUCGGUUCUUUUAAAACGUUAUCUACGUACAUAUCCAUAUUAGUAGGUGUGAAAGCUUCAUUCAGACAUGAAGAGAGUUCAGCUGAAAGUCACAGCAAUUCCUGCACAGUCCAGUGUGACAUCCAGAGCAGCACAUAUCAAGAACGACACUGACAAUAAGAAGAACCAGCACAGGUCUCUGAAAGCGCCAACCACGAGAUAUGGGCAACAAAAUGACACGAGGGAGCAGAAUAGAGUCCUGACUGCAACAAAUGAAGACCUGCAGAGACAACUUGAAGAAUUGAAGGGAACUGUGACUGAACUGGAGCAGCAGUGCACAGACCUCCACGGAGAAAAUCGGGAAAUUCAAAAAAAGCUGCGAGACUGUCAUGUCCUCCUUGUUGCAGAAAAUCUUGACCCAGUUUCAGGGGAAAAGUUGGGCCAGACAGCACAACAGAAGGAAGAACAACGAAAAGAAGUUAUGACGGUUUCUCAAAAUCUCCUGACUGAGCUGAAACUGUUUGGUGAGACAGCACAAGAGCAUGCAGGAAAUUUACUGGAAGUGCAGAACCUCAUGAGGGACCUGACAGAAGCGCAUGAAAAGCUCCAGCAGGAGAGGGCAUUUUUCACACUGGAUGUGGACGAAAUGGAGAGAGCUUUGGGAGAGGCUGAGAGACUCUUGAUGGAGUAAAUGAAAGAAGCUCUUUCACUGGCCAUAAAUAUUGCAGUGCCACAUGUUGUCGUUCUGAGAUCUGUCAGUCUGAGAACGGCACAUUGGACGCAAGUGUAACAUACCUUUUUAAAAAAUACUAUUUUUUAUAAAUAUGAAGUGCUUUA